AAGUCAGUCUGCCAGGCCCGCGAAGAAAAACAGCCUUCUGAAGGAGCCUGAUUUUUCUGCCUCUUUGUUUGGGAUGUUGCUCUGCGGUAAAAUGGGGUAAAGCAUCAAAGCAGUCAAGGAGCCUUAAGAAGCCUGGGAGGUCAACUGCAAUGGAGCGACAGAACAGUGCCAAGAGCCGCAAGUCCAAAACGCUGCGCUCCAUCUCCCGCUCCCUCAUGCUCUGCAAUGGCAAGGACAGCGACGAGGGAUUGAGUCCAGAUGAGAAGUGCCCCAACCCUUUUGAGACUUCGGCUCCCUGGGGUCACGAGGAACCCGGUCCCUGCCCUCAGUUCCAAUUAGCGUGCACCUUGUCAAGGGACCCAGGCCCUCCUGAUCCACUGAUGAUCACCGGCGUGAUGCAGCUGAGAGCUUCCCCUGGUGACAGUGCCAAAAACAUGAAAAGGAAAUUCUUUGUCAAGGACAGCUGCAUCUGGAAGCUAUGCAUAGCCACAGGGAACGAGGGGCUGGGAAUCCAAGUCUCCAGGACUCCCAAUUGCUCUGUUUUUGGGAAAGAGUUCACAGUCAGCCAAGUGGUCGACGGAGGAGCUGCCUGCAGGGAUGGCCGUCUCAGCCUUGGUGAUGAACUCCUAACUGUAAAUGGGCGGUCUCUGAAAGAACUCUCCAGCAGAGAGGCUGAGUCACUCAUCCAGUCGGCAAAAGGCUUGGUAAAUUUAGUUGUAGCUAACAAGGAAUCCUCCGUUUGUUCUUGCAAAGAACAGCCUGCCAACCUGGACAAGCAGAAUGGCUCCAUUCUACAGACAAAAGCCAAAUGCCAAAGAACCCGCAGCAAUUCAGCCAGCGUGAGUCCAUACUGGAUAGGGGAAAUGGACAAUCCCAUCUCAAAGAAGACAGCGUCCCGAUACAGACAGGCUCAUUCUCUUUACACCAACAGAAAGUCGCUCUCUCAGCAGCUGGACUGUUCUGCAGGAAGAGCCCCCCCUUUUUCCAAGUCUUCGCGGUCGCUAAGCACAGCCCAGCUGUUACAGGCUUCAUGUGGCCUGCAGGCCUCAGUCAUCUCCAACGUUGUUCUAAUGAAAGGCCAAGGCAAGGGGCUAGGAUUCAGCAUUGUUGGAGGAAAAGACAGCAUUUAUGGCCCCAUCGGUAUCUAUGUUAAGACCAUCUUUCCUGGAGGGGCUGCUGCUGCCGAUGGAAGGCUACGAGAAGGGGAUGAAAUCUUGGAACUGAAUGGUGAAUCCAUGCAUGGCCUAACACAUUACGAAGCCCUGCAGAAAUUCAAGGCCAAGAAAGGUCUUCUCACGCUCACUGUGCGGACAAGUCUCAGCACACCACACUCAGCAGCCACCUAUUUAUCAUCCCAUCUCUGCCACUCAUUGAGUGCCGCUAUGUGCAUCACCAAAGAAAACAGCUCCUUCAACUCAGAAAGCACCACGUUCUCUCUAAACACCACCAAUCCCAAUGACAGGAUCAUCAUGGAAGUUUCCUUGAACAAAGAGGCUGGUGUUGGCUUAGGGAUUGGAUUAUGCCACAUCCCUUACUUCCAAUGCAUUUCAGGAAUCUUCAUCUACACCCUUUCUCCAGGCUCUGUGGCUCACAUGGAUGGAAGGCUCAGGUGUGGAGAUGAAAUUGUAGAAAUCAAUGAGGCAUCGGUUCAAAUUAUGACGCUCAACGAGGUCCACGCAGUCCUGAGCCACUGCAGUCCUGGCAGCGUGCAAAUGAUCAUCAGUAGGCACCCCGACCCACAGGUCUCUGGACAGCAGCUUAAAGAAGCCAUUUCACAAGUUGUAGAAAGCAACAAGUUUGGAAGAGAGAGGCCUCAGUGGAGUCCUGAAGGUGUGAAAAGUCUAGAAAUGACUCCCCAGCCCCAAAAGCUAAUGAUCCGCUCCAGCAGUGACAGCAAUUACAACCCCAGGUCAUCUUGUGGAAGUGGCCUUGCCUACCAGAUGGCGGAUUUGAAAGCAAAAGGGCAUAGUAUUGAUGUCCCUGUUACCAGACAGUCGGGUUCCUUGUCUUCUUCCUCCCGAAACAGUCUGGAGAAGGCCUCUCCACCUACUCUCAAAGAACUGGAUCCCCUUUCUCCAAAUCCCAAAAGGUCUGCGGAGAUCCUGGUGAGGAAACCCCGAUCGUCCAAACCCAAGCCUCCGCCAAGGAAGUAUUUCAAACAAGACUGCCUCAGUAACGAGGAGACUCCCCAAGAAGGGAAAGAGAGGCUCAACGUGCAAAGCAGUGAGAGCCCUCCAAAUUCACAGGAAGUAAGAGAUACGCUGCGGCAAAGAACUAAAACAGUUAAAACCCACGGUGCCUUUGCAAGUUCUUUAGUGCCAAGAGCUGCAGAACAGUCCACUGCAUGUUUAGCAGCAACAGAUGAAGAAAAGAAAACCAACAAAGGGAAGGGCCUUUUGUCAUCUCAAAGACCUGCCCUCAGAAGACAAGCAAGGGUAGACUACAGUUUGGAGGCUAGCGCUGAAGAUCCUUGGGUCAGGAUUUCAGAUUGCAUCAAAAGCUUGUUUAGCCCUGGUAUGUUGGAAGACGAGUGCCCCUUAAACUUGCAUACCGACGUCAAUGCCAGUGAGGACAGUCAAGCCCCUAGCUGCUCCAAAGUGCUCCUGCAGAGAUCAGAUACAGAAGAGGCAAAUCCCAAAGCCCCCCGGUCAUCCGAUGAAGGUGACUCUGUGAAGAAAGGCCCACCAGUAGCGCCUAAACCAACCUGGUUUCGUCAGAGUCUAAAAGGCUUCAAGAAAGGAAGUUCGGAUGCAACAACACCUGCAGGGCAAAAUGCCACUGAGCACCAGAGUGUUUCUGACAAUGAACUGGGACCCAAGAUAAGCUGUACCUUGGUUAGAGGAUUGUCAAUAAAGCAAAGAAUAAGCUCGUUUGAAAGUUUGAGCACUCCACAAUCUCCUGAAAAGGGAAACAGAAAACUCAGUCCAAAGCUGUCUAUCCCAAAUGAAAACUCUCUCAGUAGGAAGGAGCCCAAAACUACUACAGCGCACCCAAACCACGUUCCUUUGGGGAACAUGGACCACCAGGGUGCUAAAAGCUCUUGCCUGCAGGCACCUCAUGAUCUGAGUUUCCAUGAUUCCUCCCACUGCUCAAGAGAGAAGCUCAGCCCCAGUUCAAAGACCACCACCAGCACCUUCCUUGAACUUCCUUUGAACCCACUCUCCUUUCAAGGGGUCGAACCCAACUCACAAGUCAAAAAAGUGCCAAGCCAGAGGGUGCGAAGUUUUCCCCUCUCCUCAGCCCAGUCCUCUGAAAUGUUGAAGACCACAGAGGAAAAAUACAGUAAAAUCUAUUCCAUCAGCAGUCACUUCUCAUCAGCUUUAAUGAAAUCGUUGCAUUCCCUUCCUCAGUCUCCGAUGGGCUCUGGGAAAAAUCUAUGGAGGUCACAGGAUGGGUUGCCAAAGCCUCACACAGAUGAAUAUGGGACCUCUCUCUUUCCUGCAAGUGAAACUCCACCCUCAGACACCAGCUUUUCCCUUAACCUCUCAGAGCUGAGGGACUUCAGUGAAAAUCUGACAGAGAAUGAAAAAGAGGAAGACAGGCAGAGUGGCAGUUCAUUGCAAGCUGUGGGUGUUUCAGGGCAGGCAGUUAUCUCUCUCCUCACACCUGAAGAACUGGAAAAGCUGAUGGAGGAGGUGAAGUCUUUAGACGAGGCAACGUUAAAACAACUCAAUGAUAUCCACGUCACAAUUCUACACAAGGAAGAAGGGGCUGGACUUGGUUUCAGCCUUGCUGGAGGAGUAGACCUAGAAAACAAAGCUAUUACCGUUCACAGAGUAUUUCCCAGUGGAUUAGCAGCCCAAGAGGGAACCAUUCAGAAAGGAGAUGAAGUCUUAUCAAUCAACGGAAAGUCUCUCAAGGGUGCCGCUCACAAUGAUGCGCUGGAGAUCUUGCGAAGGGCUCGGCAUCCGAAGCAAGCUGUGAUUGUCACAAGGAAAUCUCAGAAGGGAGAAACAAGCUUCAACGUGUCCGUCGACUCCUCCACAUCAGAAGAGUCAACAGAUUCUACAUCUGAAGACAUAAUCUUCACCGUUAGGUUGGAGAAGACGGCAGCAGGCUUAGGAUUUAGUUUAGAAGGUGGGAAAGGCUCCAUCCACGGAGAUAAGCCCAUAACCAUCAACAGACUUUUCAAAGGAGUGUCAUCAGAACAGAGCCCCGCAGUUCAGCCAGGAGAUGAGUUACUGCAGGUACACACCACCCUGAUGCAAGGACUGACCCGUUUUGAAGCCUGGAACAUCAUCAAGAUGUUACCCGAUGGGGCUGUUACAGCCGUCAUCAAGAGGAAAAACUCCAGGGCCAGACUGGCUAAAUCUUUCCAGGGAGAAGAAUAAAAUAAGGCCAGAACUGCCUAUUUAAAAGGACCCCAAAACUUGC
Messenger RNA from Heteronotia binoei (common prickly gecko), 4374 nucleotides. It is a transcript of the gene IL16, whose product is annotated as interleukin 16. The record is from RefSeq and is a predicted model, not a curated record. Gene Ontology annotation, biological process: induction of positive chemotaxis; leukocyte chemotaxis. The transcript is spliced from 21 exons. Gene Ontology annotation, molecular function: cytokine activity; CD4 receptor binding. NCBI's taxonomy places the organism in Eukaryota, Metazoa, Chordata, Lepidosauria, Squamata, Gekkonidae. Bases 150 to 4331 code for a protein of 1393 amino acids.